GCAUUUAAAGCUUCUGGUUUGAAGAUCAAUGUCACCCACUCUUUCUCUCUCUUCAAUAACGUUACAAUUCCUCUCAAAAUCGCUGCAAGUUCAAAACUUUCUUCAAGAUUCGAAGCUUCUUGACCUAAAAUGGUGAUACCCAUUUGUCAAUUUUGCUGUUUCAUUUCUCUUUAGACGGACUUUGGUUUAUAUACAAAGUUAUAGUAGCAGCCGCCUCUAAAUCCUACAUAACGAGAUGGGUGCUCAUAAACAUGGCUCAAAGAGUAGCGGUGGAAGCGGUUACGUUGGCGGUUUUCUCCAUUUGUUCGACUGGAAUGCAAAAUCUCGCAAGAAGUUGUUCUCAAGCAAGACGGAAUCACCAGAACAACCGAAGCAAACAAAGAGAACCGAUGGCAACAUGCCCAUGACUCGUUUCAAUAUGAUGGAUGAAGACGACAUGAUAGGUGGUAUGAGCAUGAAAGGAAGUAGUGAUUACAGUUGCGCAACGUCAGUAACCGACGAAGACGGUUACGGCACCAAAGCACCCGGGGUCGUUGCAAGACUUAUGGGAUUAGAUUCAUUGCCAACCGUUAAUUUCUCAGACACGUAUUCAAAUCCGUCUUUUGACUCUCAGUCUCUUCGAGAUUUGUCCACAAGUUACGUUAGAAAAGAACCCGAAUUUGAGCCCGUUGACUGUCAAAUGGAGCCCGUUUCCGUUUCUAGACCCGUAAAAGUCAAACCGCAGAAGAUGGUGAUUGGCAGGGCGAUUGAGAAGUUUCAAACCGAAACUUUACCGCCAAAAUCGGCUAAAUCGAUCCCGAUUACCCGUAACAAGCUCUUAUCUCCGAUUAAAAGCUCGGGAUAUGUGUCAUCGAGUAAUCCCGCUCGUAUAAUGGAAGCUGCAUCGAAGAUACCGCUUGUUGGAUCGUCGUCACCGUCACCGUCAUCUUCAAUUCAGUUUAGAGUGAAAGUUUCAAAAAAACCGAAGCUACCCGAGCCUCCUCGCAGGCCAUUAGAGUCAACAAAUGUCAAAAACGUGAAAAGUCAACAGUCGUCAGAACCAAAAAAGUCAAUUUCAUUAGCUCUUCAAGCCAAGGCUAAUGUUCAAAAACGCGAAGGGUUGAAUCAUCGAUCGCAGUCGGUUAGAACUCAGUCUAAUACCGAAAGAAAUCCACCGAAAAAUCCCGUUUCUUCAAAUGUUCUAAAGCAGAAUAAUCAGAAACAAAAUGGUUUAGUUGACCGAGGAAAGUCAACCACAAAGUCUUCGUGUUCUACGACCGGCUCACUAGCGAGAAAGCCCGUUUCCCAAAAAACGAGCCAUAAAAAGGAACCGUACUCCACCAGAAGAAAACGCUCUAUGGAAGAAAGUGAGCAUACUAAUAAUCAUCCCGAAAAGAAUUCUGUUGGGGAUAGACAGUAUAGAAGUAACCGAAGUGGAAGUGAUGUUGUUUCGUUUACUUUCACCGCUCCGAUUGCACGCCCUGUGGUCUCUAACAACGGUUCUCCGUCCACUAAUCGAAUUAAAAACACGCCCGACUUGACCGAUAAUGUUUCAAACUUGUCGUCUUUGACGUAUAAUGUCAUUGGGAGUGAUGCUUUAAGUACCCUUCUGGAGCAAAAGUUAAGGGAACUAACCGAUAAUUCCGAAUCCGUGUCUCAAGAUUUGUUUGUAGCGAUGGAAACCGAUGUUAGAGAUGAUUCGAGUUACGGGUUUUCUUCGUACAAGCCUGAUCAGGAUCAAGAUAGAAAUGAUUCAAGUUACGCGUUUUCGACAAAUGAUCCUUUAGAACUUAUGAAGAAGCAUCACAAUCUUAAUUCGGGCGGAGAUCUAAUCAAUAAAGAUGAAUCAAGUUUCGGGUUUUCUUCAUCUGAUCCUCAAGAACCGAUGUUUCGCGACUAUGAGUAUCGAAAAUAUCUUUUUGGUAAACAACCGAGCCCAAACUCGGUACUCGAACCAUCUUUCACCACCGAAAGCUGUAACUCUUCGUAUACUGCGGAUAGUUGCAGGCAAAAUUCGACUUCGGUUCAAGCGCAAGAGCUAAUCGCUGCAAGUCUUACAACACGCCCGACCCCGAUGGAUGUUGAUACUGAGUUAUUAGACUCGGCUUCUUCCAUCACAACGGUUACCAAAUGGGAACCGGAUUACGUGAAAGAAGUGCUUGCAAACAUCGAGACCAUGUUUGUCGAUUUCACCAUAGGCAAGACCCGAAAGCCGGUGAACCCACGUGUGUUUGACCGGUUAGAAGUUGGUAAACCGGUUGAAGAAGUGGCUAAGUUAAGGCGCGAGCUCAUGUUCAAUUGUGUGAGUGAGUGUAUGGAGACGCGAUGCAGGGUGUGGGCCAAAGGGCUAGCGGUUGUGAGAAGACCGGACUGGUUAGCUCAAGAAGUGUACCGAGAGAUCACAGGGUGGGAAGAUAUGAAAGACAGGAUGGUUGAUGAGCUUGUUGAUAUGGAUAUGAGCGGUCAUAGUUACAAAAAAUGGCUCGAUUUUGAUGUCGAAGAGUUGGAAAUCGGGGUCGAGAUCGAAUCCCGAUUGCUUGAUUCUUUGAUCAAUGAAAUAGUGGAUGAUAUCUUAGUUCUUUAAGGGAGACAGUUCUGUUUUUUUUUUUUUGGUGAUUAAAUUAGAUAUGAAUAGUAGUUUUAGAAAUUGUAAUGGUCUCGACUUGUAAAAUAUUUUAUGCAUGGUAAAAUUUUCCAAUUCGUUUUGAGUA
Helianthus annuus (common sunflower) is the source of this 2690-nucleotide messenger RNA. RefSeq lists its product as uncharacterized. Lineage: Eukaryota; Viridiplantae; Streptophyta; Magnoliopsida; Asterales; Asteraceae. The transcript has 6 exons. Bases 236 to 2563 code for a protein of 775 amino acids. The record is from RefSeq and is a predicted model, not a curated record.